UUAGUGAGCACACAGACAGGACAAUGGAAAUUACCAAAUGACAGCGUGGGAUAAGAAAAGAAAUAACAUGAACAGAGAGUUGGAGAGGCCAAUGUCAUGACUGAAGGAUGCAGCUGCGGAUGCCACUUGAUAGGAAGUGUGAAGUUUCUUCUCAAUGGAAAGGAGAACAAAGUGUUGAAAAUAUUUAAGGAUAUGAGACUCAGAAAAGAAAAACAUGAAGGAAUAAUUCUGACAUUCUUUUGUUAAUGGGAUAAAAUAUUCAAGUUGUUGAAUUUCAACUACACACACAAGAGGAACCUAACUGGAUCCACACUGUGCCCUGCCGGGAUAAGCCGCUGAUAACAGAGGAUACAAGGAAAGGCCCUUAGAAGCAGUUUCAAAAGUACACACCUUAACCUCAAGGAAGAGCUGAGGGUGUCUCUCUGGCCUGGAACUCACACCCUGCGCUAAGCUGGCUUCCUAGUGGUCUCUACUUCUCAAAUGCUGGGAUGGGUUGCAAACUCACUCUACCACACUUUUUUAAUGGGUUCUGGAGAUAGAACUUGGAUCCUCCUGGUUGCAAGAGUGCAAAAGACUCGCGCAGUCCGCGGCCGCGGAGCUGGUCACCGGAACGAUCGGGAAGGUCUGGACAGUGAGUGGACGAAGGGACAGGAUCAAAGCACCCGGGCGAGUGUCGGGGGCCGUGGGCCACUCGGGAAGUAGCGCGCCCAGCGCCCACGCCGCGCCCUCGCCCCCGCGCGCGCCCUCGGCCCCCGGCGGCCGCCGCGCGCUGCGGGAGACGCGGAGCCCGAGGACCAGGCGCAGCCGCAGCCGCAGCCGCAGCCGGAGCCCAAGCCGCGGGGCCGGUGCGAAGAUGCACACUACCCAGAAGGACACGACGUACACCAAGAUCUUCGUGGGAGGGCUGCCCUACCACACCACCGACGCCAGCCUGCGCAAGUACUUCGAGGUCUUCGGAGACAUCGAGGAGGCGGUGGUCAUCACUGACCGGCAGACCGGCAAGUCCCGGGGCUACGGAUUUGUCACCAUGGCUGACCGGGCUGCUGCCGAAAGGGCCUGCAAGGAUCCCAACCCCAUCAUUGAUGGCAGGAAGGCCAACGUGAAUCUGGCAUACUUGGGAGCAAAACCAAGAAUCAUGCAGCCAGGUUUUGCCUUUGGUGUUCAACAGCUUCACCCAGCCCUUAUACAGAGACCUUUCGGGAUCCCUGCCCACUACGUCUACCCGCAGGCUUUUGUGCAGCCUGGAGUGGUUAUUCCCCACGUCCAGCCCACAGCAGCUGCGGCUUCCACCACGCCAUACAUUGAUUACACUGGAGCUGCCUACGCACAAUACUCCGCGGCGGCAGCUGCAGCCGCAGCAGCAGCUGCCUAUGACCAGUAUCCCUAUGCAGCAUCCCCAGCUGCUGCAGGCUACGUGACCACUGGGGGCUACAGCUAUGCUGUCCAGCAGCCAAUCACCGCCGCUGCACCUGGGACGGCCGCGGCUGCGGCUGCAGCAGCUGCAGCCGCAGCAGCCUUUGGCCAGUACCAGCCUCAACAGCUGCAGACAGACAGAAUGCAGUAGACCCGCCGUCUGAUCAAAGUCAAAAGUGUUUCUCUUCCCCUCCCAAUUUCCCAGUUUUUAGUAGCUGAUGAGAACGAUAAUGUUGACUUAAUAGCUUUAAAGGGAGAAAGCAAAGCUAUUGUGAAGCGGAGGCAUUACUUUUUUCAUACUCUGGGUUGUGCUGAGGAUGAAGAGAGGAGACUGGGAGAGCGAGAAGCAGUUUUUGAAGUCAAUCCCAAAGAGCCUGAGUUACACAGAAUAGCCACUAGGACCUGAUGGCAGGGUUAUCAAUGGGACUUCACUUUUGUAUUGGGAUUUUUAUUUUUUGCUCUUUUUAUAGUAUCAGGGAAGCAAACUGCCUUUUCCAAGUUAGAAAAUGCUAUGUGAAUCUAGUUGAACCAGGGAAUACGGAGUGAGCAAUAUGUAGCUUGCAUUAUGUGUAAACGUAGACUUUUAAAAACAAACGCGAUAGGCAGAAGCGCUGGCUGUCCUUCCUUUGCAGUCACCGCAGCCUGCAGAACUUUAUUGAGGCAGAAGGUAGCGUUUGCGCUAUCUCAAAAAUGGGCAUCGAACAAUCAGUUUCGGAGUAUGGCGGCAGGUACAGUGGUAGGCAGGUACCAAAGCUAUUUUCUCAUCUGUCCUGUGGGCUCGUGGGAUUUCGGAGCAACUGAUACUGUACCAGCCGCUCCGACAAUCAAUGGCACACACAGUUCUGGAAAUGGUCCGUCACGUGUACUUGUUGGGAGGAGCUUGUCACAUACUAAUCCCUCUCCGCAUCUGCUGGUCAGGCUUUCACCAGCACCACUUUUUCUAUUUAUUGUACGGACUGGGGGUUAUGAGUGAAGGCAGGCGAGGCUUGCAGAUGCUCAACCCUUCGGGACUGUCUGGAGGGCCUUUAUUUUCUUCCCCUGUUUCGAAUAAUUUUACACAUUUUAGUAUCUAUUUCAGAGUCCUAUUUAAGACUAUUUAUUAGUGACUACAGUACCUAAGACAGCAAGGUUCUUGACAUUACAAUUCUUUGAUGGUUGAUGGUCGUGUACUUUCUAAUGUGCCUUAAUAAUAAUCCUAUUUAAGAUAUUUAUUUUUAAGUUUUACUAUGCCGCACUCUAAAGGAAGGAACUUUAGACGUGACACUGUAAAAUUAUGUAUUCAUCUCAUGGCAUAAGUUAUUUAGUAGGUCUAGAUGUAGCAUAUUAAAUAUUAACCUAUUCAACUAAAGAUGUUGGCUUGGAUUUAUUUAAAUUCAUAUGUGCACUGUUCAAGAGGGUACUCUUACCUGAACACAUUUGAGUCUAUUUUAGUCUUGAGAGUUUUUUUUUUUCUUAAAACAAGCUACGUUGCUGGUUCUGUGCUUCCUUCUCUGGGUUGUUUUACCCCUGUGGAUCUCAUCUAUCAGAAACUCAUGACUUCCCUACUUUCCUUGUGUAGUGUAUGUAGUUUUAAAAUACUGCUUUAUAUUUUCCUUCUGAAAGUGCGAUACUUGCAAUUUUUACUCUUAAACUAAAUUGAAUACUAUUUUACACUGUAUUGGACUUUUAUACUUGAAGAACUUCAUACAAGGGACAACAGGUUAGCGUUUUUAUGGUCUUUCUCCAUUGUCACUGGAUUUAAGUAUUCCCGUACCAGACAGUGGUAUGCAAUGGAGAUGUGACUCUCCUGUGCAAAUUAUUUAUUUGUUGUGUAUAUCGCUUUAUAACAUUUCAGAUCUUCUAAUCUAUUCACUUGUAUUAAAUAUAAUUUUUAAAAA
This is a messenger RNA of Mesocricetus auratus (golden hamster), 3290 nucleotides long. It is a transcript of the gene Rbm24, whose product is annotated as RNA binding motif protein 24. Gene Ontology annotation, molecular function: mRNA 3'-UTR binding. Bases 854 to 1564 code for a protein of 236 amino acids. The transcript has 6 exons. The record is from RefSeq and is a predicted model, not a curated record. NCBI's taxonomy places the organism in Eukaryota, Metazoa, Chordata, Mammalia, Rodentia, Cricetidae. Gene Ontology annotation, cellular component: cytosol.